UUUUUUUUUUUUUUCUUUUUUUUUCUCAUCAAUCCACUCACCUUCCUUCCUCAUUUAUUACACUUACUAUUAUUUUACUUUCUUUAACACGCAUUCUGCCUCUUUUACAACCAUGGUUUCUUCGGACCAUAGCUACCCACAAUAUCACCAUCACCAGCCAUAUCAAUAUCAUAAUGACACAUUUCAUCAUGAUAUUGCCCAUAUUUGCCAAAAUUCCUCCCAAAACAACUCUUCUCAAUGGAUUGCAACCCCUCCGCAGCAUCAACCUCUCAGCUCCAUGUUGCUGUUGCAUGAUCCAAAUGUCGAUCGCGAACUGAAGCAUAUAGCCCGUAGGAUGCUUCUGAAACAACGCAAGGCUGGCAUUCCAGAUGAUCAUGAUAACGACAGCGAUAAUGACAAUGAUGAUAGUUCACGUAGUGGUAGGAAUGAUGGUAAUUCGGCAACAACAGUGACAACAGCAACAGCUGCUGCUGCCCCAAGUUUAUUUGUGAUCUUACCAACCCUCAAGAGCUACAAUCGCUAUAGGGAACGUUGGCUGCAGUCAACAUAUGCGCAUGCACAUCCAUAUGCACAAGUACAUACACAUGAUACGCAUGAUGUGCAUGCAUUUGAGACAAUGAAUAACAGGGCGUCUAUGUCUGCAACGCAAGGCUUAUCAGAACUAGAGUUUCGACUUUAUUUCAUGUGUGACUAUGGUGGCGGGCAAGAUGAAUGGCCAUUGAGACUUCAUCUGUGUACAGAAGAGCACUCUCCUAUGGGUCCAGCAAAUGAUUCUAUAGACUCCGAAAUGAGGGAUGAUAGCGAGGAACCUUAUUAUCAUCGAUGUUACCAAUACCCCCAUCAUCAUCCUAUGGAUGAUAUUGGCGUGGGCGGCUUCCGACUAGCUGAUCUAGACCAAUUCUUGUCUGUGUAUACGAUUCCAAUGCUCAGCCUUUUACGUGCUCUUCAGGAUAGUCAUGACCCUACUGUACCCAACGGAAUCACCAAUUCCUCAAUGUAUUUUGGAAAUAGCAGUGAAGAUGCCAUGAUGAAUGCACCAAUCGAUCCUUCACACAUUGCAGGACGGAUCCGUGCAGCCAUCCGGUUCUUGACAACAACUACGCGUGCUCGUGAAGCAUUACUGGAUUUUCAAGAACACCCAACAGUGGACGAGAAAGAUUUUGAGGAGUAUGAAUCUGCUUUCCCUAAUCUUCAAGCAGCUGAUUUUUGGGCCCACAUGAUCCCAAGCGGUGACAGCAGUGCCAACAAUAGUACAGCAUUGUGUACAGAUUCCAAAAUCCUAGGUGGACGAGUCCUUUGCCAGAUGAGUAAUUUUGCUAUGAGCGAAGGGAUCUUGUGGCUAUGUCCAUCACAUAACGCAGUCUUUUGUAACAUCUUUGCAGCACAGCGACUCAAGGAGUUUAUUCAACAACACCAUGGAGAUUGUGUCCCUAUCGAGAAGAGUUGUGAGAUACAAUUUUUCAAGAGAGAAGACGCCCGAAUGUUUUAUGCCAUGCUGGUCGAGUAUAAAUGUCUGAUCAAACUCAAGAUCCGCUUAGCAUGGCCUCGUGAUGAUAACGCCAAUGAGUGCAAGAGAGGAUUGUCCGAUGCUGAUGACGAAGAUGACGAUGAAAGGCAUUUCAAAAGUGGUGAGUUAUGUGAAGCGGUUCAUGCAUCCACUUUGCGCGAGUUGACAAUCGAUUGCGGGGGCUAUUGCACAAUAUUUGAUCGGGACCCUGAUGAAUUGACUCAAUCGGACCAAGACGAUGGAAAGGUGUUUCCUUCCAUUGUUGGGUAUAUCUGCCAUAGAGGAUUAAUGUCCUUCACAGUCGAGAAAUUCGAUGGUUACCUUUUCCCGGAUCAAAUAUCGCUUGAAGCCCAGGGGCCUGUUGAAUCAUUUUCAUUAACUGAGUUCCGGCGACAUGCUUCUAAGAGCCUUCUACAGCUAGCCGAGGAACAGAAGAAUACUGCUGGCAACAUUAUCGCCACUACCACCACCAACAACAAUAAUAAUAAUAACAACUUUGUACUGUCGCUGCACAACAGUAUUACACUGCGUCAUCUGGCAAUCCGGCAUUGGACACGGUACUUUAAUGCCCAGACUUUCGCCUCUGUAGUCGCAUGUUGUCGCGAAUUGCGAGAACUCGAGACUCAAAUUUCUGAUUUGCACCAGAUGAUGUACUCACUCCAGGACAAGAUCCCUAACUUUGGCAAGCUCACGUAUUUAAACUUGAGUGUCUCAACCCUCGAAUCUGCAGAGGGGGUGAUUUGGCAGGUCCAUGACGACCAAGAUAAGGAUCAACCUCGACGAGCAGCAAUUCGAAAAGUCCAACAUAUGGGAACAUUCGAAGCCAUGCACAAUGUGAUCCUUAAUAACAUUGUAUCUCUUCAAACUAUGGAUUUAGCUUGUGAGACAGUAUAUUUUGCGGAAUGGUGGUCAUUUUUGACACAAGAGUUGUUGGAAGCAGAGGCGAUUGCAGCUGCAGCUGCACUUGCUUUGGAUGAUGAUGACGAUGACGAUGGUAGCGAUAGUGGUGCCCUGACAGGAUUAACAUUUGAUAAAUUAAGAAGGAAAGACCACCGCCAGCCAGUUCUUUUACGGUUGAACGACCUGAGGGGUCAUUGUCUCGAAUCAUCUUGUACACGAAGGAUGGACCAAACACAAUUAAUGAUUACAUCCUAUGACGACUCAUUUCGCCCGUACCUACAAUCAUUGAGCCGAGUAGCCAAAGCCCUGAAUAUUGAUGCUGAGUUUGUGCAAGCUCAAUCUUUAGAGUUGUUGGCGCAACAUGCGGCAGUUGAUGGGCUUUGGUUCCAUGAGUUGGUUUGGUUCAUGACCCCACAAACACGUGGCAACUCUGUGUUUAUGAGGGCUCUUCAAUCGUUGGUUCGGCGGCCAGAAGUGCAAAAGUUCACGAUCCGGAUUUCUGCAGACGGAGGAGGAGGGGCAGAAGGAGGUAGCGAGAAUAAAUCCGACAUCUUUUCCUCAUCGUCAUCGUCUUCAUCUUCGCUGGAACAAAUUCGAACACUGGUUCAGACUUGGAACGAAGUGACGGGAAUGAGGUUAGGUUGGGUGGAGUAUGGACAAUGGAUGCAAGAACUUGUUGUGCAGUUAGAGCAUCCAUUCCGUGAGACAGUCUGUCUGCCUACAGGCGCAGGUGAAAUAUCGUUUGCUUCGGAGGACAGAGUCCGGAUCGGUGCUCCUUCCCCACCCGUGCCUAAUGAGGUUGAAAACCCACAUGGUGGCCCAAUAGUGUUCUCGUUGUCAUGUAGAUGUAUCUAAACCAGAAAAUAAUAAUGAAUAAGAAUUUAG
Molecule: messenger RNA, 3292 nt
Organism: Lobosporangium transversale
Lineage: Eukaryota; Fungi; Mortierellomycota; Mortierellomycetes; Mortierellales; Mortierellaceae
Exons: 5
Coding region: 113-3262 (1049 amino acids)
Source: RefSeq, a predicted model, not a curated record